This is a messenger RNA of Coccinella septempunctata (seven-spotted ladybird), 2330 nucleotides long. RefSeq lists its product as uncharacterized. The transcript is spliced from 7 exons. Gene Ontology annotation, cellular component: membrane. Lineage: Eukaryota; Metazoa; Arthropoda; Insecta; Coleoptera; Coccinellidae. The record is from RefSeq and is a predicted model, not a curated record. The coding region runs from base 137 to 2152 and encodes 671 amino acids.
UGUCAAAACUGUCAACCCAGUGUGAUAAAUCAAAAUCAAUAAAGUAAGGAAAGAACAGACUGAAACCAAAAUGGUAUUGAAUACCAUCUUCAAGUUUCUCACUUCAAACAUUUCCAAAUUCCGCUAAUACUAAAACAUGAUGAUUCUAUUAGUAGGCACUCUUCUCUUAGUCUUGAGCCAAAAGGCAUCUAGUCACUGCAUUGAUAUACAUUCCCAAGUUGUGGCUCAAGGAUUGCAUUAUGUUCCAGGGCCUAAUACUUGCACCCUAUGUAUCUGUGAUAAGGGUAGCCCAAAAUGGUGCAAAUCUGUUUUGUGCAAACCCCCAGAGAACUGUAAAUCUUUUCAAAUCGGCAAUUCUUGUUGCGAAUUCAAAUGUCUGGACGACAUACUCACAAACGAUGGCUACAAAGAUACAUAUGAUCUAGCCUUAAGAUUGAUAGCCAGUGCUUUCACUGCUCUCCUUUCGCUAUCCAUUCUAUUCCUGCUGUACCAUCGAUUACGCAGACGUAAAAUAAGGCUACGACAGACGAGACCUUCAAACGAGGACCAAAGGAGUUUGAAUAGCAUAGGCUACAUAACUGGAGGUUUCGGUUACCACCCAGCUAGUUAUGGCUAUCUUGGAUCUGGAAGCAAUGACCUUGAAUACCCCUACGAACCCAAUACACAGUUUUCGUUGUGGAAACCACCGGGCAAUUAUUUCCCUAGAGGGGAAGCACCUCCACCAUACGAAGAAGCAGUGAGACUGUCACAACUGGAACAUGACAAUACAGCCAACAACAGUGUCGCACCCUCAACAACACAGUGCGUGUCAAAUUCGAAUCAAGUUGGCAACCUUACAUAUACCAUCAGUACAUCCCAUCCUAACACAGCUCAACCACAGUAUCAGAAUGGAUGUUGCGUUCUGCUCACAAGGAACGAGGGAGCUUCCAACGAAAGUAAUAAAGAACAUACGAAGGCUCAGACAUCCUCAUCGAACAACCACAGCUCGAAUGAUAAGGUUCACCAGUCGUCUAGGAGUGAUCACAGCAGCAGUGCGAAAAAGAGCAACAACCCGACCAGACCUUGCACUUCGGAGGGUAGCAAGCAGAAGUCCAAAUCGUUCGAGAACAUAUGCGAAAGAGAAAGGGGAGGCAAUCAAGCAUCCAUGCCUACUAGUUCAGAUGCGAAAAAUCACAUCUACGCAAAUCAGAACAUAGAUCCAGCUCUUCAUCGGCAGAAAUUCGAGGAAGACAGCCAGCGCAUUGCGGCAGCAGCAGCCAGCAACACCCUGAUCAGAAGAUACGUGACCAAGGAUAACAGACAUCGGACGAUUUCAAAGACUUUUCAGAAUAAGAACAAAGUUCCUGUGGUCAACGCAAUGGAAACUGUUGUAAAGGAACCCAAACGCAUGUCAAUGUCUCAGUUGACCCGAGACAUGUCCAGUCAUCGGACUCUGCCAACAAAUCUGAAAGAAAUCAGCAUCGCUUGCACUCCAGAGCCUGUGUCCGAUAGAACGGCUAGAGAAUUAUCGAUUUAUAAGGAUCAUGUAACAGAGAGACCGACAGCUAAAGACGCAACAAUUUACAAAAACCAAUUGCCCGAAGUAUCGACCAACAGAGAACUCUCCAUUUACCGAGAAAAAACAUCAGAGAGACCUUCGAGCAGUAAGGAUUCGAACGGUGCUAAACACGGUUAUAAGAAAGAGAGCGAUACAAACUGUAAGACCCUGACUAAAAGCAGCAAUUGGAGCACAAUUUACAUUCCAAGCAGCUCAAAAACUCCAAUAUUGGACAAGAUUUGUCAGCUCAAAGAAAGUAUACCUUCGACUGCCGUAGAAACCAAAGAUAUCAUACAGUAUUACAAGUCGCACAUACCAGAGGCCGAAAACUCAUAUCAGUGUUUAAAUUCUUCUCAGGAUGAUGACGAAGAUUACAGGAGUGAAUGCGAAAAUUGCAAAUUCGCAGGAAUAACAGAGGGUGAGGAUGAGAUACCUGAGACAAUGACUCUUCAGAGAAGACCGUUAGAAUUAGAGGAAGAGAUGUCUUAUUACCGAACUUCUCUCACACUGCCCACUCACUCUAAAAAGCCUAGCAGGAUUUUGAGUGCCAAACCAGAAAGGGAAAGUUGGUUCCUGACAAUGGAUGAAUAUUCAAGUAGUGAUGAUUCGGCGUAAUUUUAAUUGUUUUCAUAUUUUAUUAUUACCGUUAUAUUUUGAUAUUAUUUAUGUACUGUAAAAUACGUUGAUUCUUCCAUGACUUGAUUAUUGUUAUAUGAAAUUGAAAUAUUAUUGGGUGUGAAAAUUGUAAUGAAUGUAUUUAUGUGAAUUAUGAUAAACAUAUGAUUCUACUGAA